AUGAGAGACGUUAUAAGAGAUUCUUAUUUCGGUCAUUUGUUAAGACUUGUACACAAACCUCAUUAUUUGAGGUAUGCAGAGGAAGAAGAUGGAUUCGUCAUACCGAAAUUCGAUCAGGCUGAAGAGGUGAAAGAUGGUGACAGACAGAUGAUCAAUACCGAUAGUCUACCUAGCGUCAGAGGAGUUGAUCUGCAUUUGGUGACUUGGUAUGGUCCAAAGGACAGUGAGAAUCCCCGUAACUGGACACUGGACAAGAAAUGCUAUGUGGUAUUCCUGAUAAUGAUUCUCACCACCACGGUGUAUAUUGGUUCGGCGAUCUAUUCACCAGCUCUUGAACAAGCGUCCGAGUACUUCGACGUAUCUACUACAGUGGGUUCUUUGGGUAUAUCUCUGUUUGUCGCUGGUUAUGGUGUUGGCCCAUUAUUCUUGUCGGGACCAAGUGAAGUGCCUGCGAUUGGACGCACGUCGAUCUAUAUCAUAACGCUAUUCAUCUUUUUCAUACUCAACAUCCUAACUGCUCUUGUAACGAAUUUUGCCGGGUUCUGCAUUUUGAGAUUCUUAGCUGGAUUUAUGGGUUCACCAGCUCUGGCAACGGCAGGUGCAUCCCUCGAUGACAUGUUCCCAUCGCACAAGUUAGCCUAUUCAAUGGGAUUCUGGGGUCUGGCUGCUGAAGCCGCACCAGCAAUGGCACCGAUCAUCUCCGGCUUUGUAGUCGAACAUCAUGGGUGGAGAUGGGCAUUCUGGGAGAUGACUAUAAUGUCUGGCUUCAGUCUGAUCGUUUUGUUCUUCACUUUACCUGAGACUUCUCCGGACACGAUCCUGCUUCGAAGAGCUCAGCGUAUACGUCAGAAGAAUGGCAAUUGGCAUUACCAGUCUCAGUCGGAAAUCACCCAUGCAGCAUUACCAUAUCGGCAAAUAGUCGUAGACUCGCUGCUACGCCCGAUAGCUCUGACAUUUACAGAGCCCAUCAUCAUCGCCAUCAAUUUGUACACUGGACUAGUAUACGCCACUUUGUACAGCUUUUUCGAGAGUUUUCCCCUGGUGUAUGAACAGGGAUAUGGCUGGAGUCUUGGUGUCUCGACACUGCCUUUUGCGGCUUUGUUCAUUGGAUCGUUCACUGGCUGGGUCAUAUACUGCUUCUGGAAUUGGAAAUGGGUCGAUAUACCUUACGAUCCUGCGGCUCCGCGGCCAGCACCAGAAACUCGUCUACCUACUGCUUUUAUAGGGGCUUUCUGCUUUCCUACUUGUGUACUCUGGUUCGCAUGGACUGCUAUACGAUGUCAUUGGAUAGCACCAGUACUGUCAGGUAUACCCUUCGGUAUGGGAUCGACCCUUAUUUUCAACCCAUUCUUGACAUAUUUGCCAUAUGCCUACCCCCGAUAUGCCGCAUCAGCUUUAGCUUCAAACGAUUUCUUCCGAUCUAUGAUGGGUGCCGGCAUGCCUAUAGCUGCUCAUCCAUUGUUCAAGAACCUCGGUGUGGCUUGGGGUAAUACGAUCAUUGGGAUCCUUAGUGUAGCCAUGAUACCCAUUCCCUUCGUUCUCUACCGAGCUGGUCCCUGGUUGCGUAAGAAUAGUAAAAUCGCUUUAUAG
This is a messenger RNA of Kwoniella botswanensis, 1590 nucleotides long. RefSeq lists its product as uncharacterized. The record is from RefSeq and is a predicted model, not a curated record. NCBI's taxonomy places the organism in Eukaryota, Fungi, Basidiomycota, Tremellomycetes, Tremellales, Cryptococcaceae. Gene Ontology annotation, molecular function: fluconazole transmembrane transporter activity. The coding region runs from base 1 to 1590 and encodes 529 amino acids. Gene Ontology annotation, biological process: xenobiotic detoxification by transmembrane export across the plasma membrane. The transcript has 13 exons. Gene Ontology annotation, cellular component: plasma membrane.